AUGGCCAGAAAAAAAGUGAGUAAAAGAUUCUCAUUAAUAAGGCUAUUCAGCGUAUGUUUAUAUUCCGUUUUUUUUCGUUUUUUUACAUCGCUGAAUUGCGUAUUUGAAGUAAAAAACGGAAAAAAAAACAUUUUUUUCACAGCCUGAAUAGCCCCAUAAAAUUUAUUAAAAUUCAAGGCCAGUCUCAACCUUCCGAAAAGACGCAAAUCGCAGCCGCAGAAAGAGAUUGUCGACACAGAAGUAUAUGAAGUUGACGAGAUUAUAGGACACGUAAGAUUUUGUUUUGAUCUCAACAAGUUGAAAAUUGGUUCAUUUUAUCAGAAAUUGGUAGGAGACACGAUAUUCUACGAAAUAAAAUGGAAGGGAUACAGCGCCGAGCAUGACACGUGGGAGCCGGAGUACCGUUUGACAUGCGACAAAAUACUGCUGAAUUUCGUGCUGCCAAAAUUGGACGAUAAUUACAUACAGUCCUUAGCUAAUAAUCUAAAGAAAAUUGACACAAUCCAGAGCAAAUACACGAAUGUCCUUAGUGAGAAUUCGAAAAAAAAGAAACUGAAUAAAUAUAAACUUCAGAACUAAUUUCUCCGUUGGCUUCCCUUGGGCAGAAUAUGAUUCACAGCAGUUCUGCCAAGUUCGUUGACACGGAUACCGUCGGAAGCAAAGUGCUUUUGCUGAAAUAUUUGCGCGAUCACGAUCAGACAUACGUGCUCCAUAGCGCUCGUGGUCCCCCGCCGGACAAUGAUCACCAUUUCAAGCGAUAUCUUUAUGAACUUCGUCGAAUGAAAGCCAUCUUUCUCGAGUAUCCCGCCGUCGAAAUCAUUAUCCCGGCCGAUUUAGAGAAUGUUUACUAUGCGCCACCACCGCUCUGCAACCUUCUUCUUCAACCGGUCACUGAGGGAAUGUUCGAGAAACGAUCGAACUUGAAAGAAGUAUUCGUUCCAAAGUCCAAAGAUUUGGGAUUCAACAGUGUACGUUAUUUUGAAAAUGUGAUGGCUGUAUUCAAUUUUUGUAGAUUCAACCAUUCAUAGACCCAUCCUACCUGAAAAAAAAGCAAUUGGAGGAGGAUCCAGCAUACUUCAGACUCGCCGAACCGUGCGAGAAGAAACGACGCCUUGCUGGGAUGAUCAGAGAGUGCAACAAGUGAGAAUUCAUUUUUCGAGUUGUUCGAACUAUAUGAUCAGAAAUCAUGUCCGCUUCUACACGAAUUUGAAACUGGUGCAAGAGCAGACACGUGGAUGGAUGCUCCAGGCUGCCUAUGACAUCGAUGAGGACACUCCGCUCGUGAUAAUGAGCGGUGUGAUCCGUCCGUCCGUCGCCGCUCACAAUUCGCUCGUGACGGAGGGAGAGCAUGCGGCUUUUGGCUCGUUUAUCGAGAUUCCGGGGACAGGAACCUGUCUGGAUCGCCGCCAGUUCUACGACUUCUCCAAAUUCAUCCCGCACAGUGUAUUUGCAUUGCAGUCUCCUGACGAAUCGUCUGACUAUUGCCCUUUCAGUGCAACCCGACGUGCUCCGUCCGGCUCGUCAAAAACGAGGCAAAGUUUCCGGAUCUCGUCGUCUACGCCCGUGUGCCAAUCAACGCCACCAACUUCUUCUCGAUUUCACUCGACUAUUACAAGGGAUUCGACAGAGACGUCAAGAGAUUCUUCUACAGAAAUAGCCACGCAGGUAGAAGGGCUAAGGCUUAAUGCUCACAGAAUACUUUUUGAGAUGGGAAGAUUUUUUGUCUGUACGAGAAAAACAUCGGCUUCGUCCAUUGCCAGUGCCUUUCCCUGAAGUGCCGCGACGUGCUCUACAUCGACAGGUCUCUGCUAAGAAAGGAGAAGACAGUGAAAAAAACGCAGAAGCUGUCGCAGGUAUUUCGGAAUUAGCAGCUUCUUUGAAACGCUCGCCCAAUUUUCCAGCUCGAUCCAGAAUUCCAAUUCCACGGAAUGCAACUGGCUGAAUCGGAUCGAAUUUGGGAAAUCAAAAACGGAAAGUUCGUUGAGGAAUAA
Caenorhabditis sp. 36 PRJEB53466 is the source of this 1991-nucleotide messenger RNA. The record is from the annotation of a GenBank genome assembly. NCBI's taxonomy places the organism in Eukaryota, Metazoa, Nematoda, Chromadorea, Rhabditida, Rhabditidae.